CCUUCUUCCUCCUCCUCCUCCUCCUCCUCCUCCUCCUGCUGUCCCAGCUCUGGAGAGCGAAGGGGCAGAGCCCGGCGGGGGGGUGAGGGAGGGAGGAGCUUCCCGGGAAAUCUCCGAUCCCCUCGGAUCCCGUUCUCCGCCCUCCCCGCCGAGUUAAAGGGGAAGAGCCGAGGAUGGUGGAGAACUCUCCGGCCCCGCUGCCAGAAAGGGCAAUCUAUGGAUUUGCGCUUUUUUUGGGCUCGUGGUUUGGCUUCAUUUUGUACCUGAUCUGGGCUUACAUUCCUGAGACUUGGCUGUUCUCCCUGGGACUGACAUACUGGCCUCAAAAGUACUGGGCAGUUGCUCUGCCAGUUUAUCUCCUGGUGGCUGUGGGAAUUGGUUAUAUUUUGCUUUUUGGGAUUAACAUGAUGAGCACAGCUCCACUCAACUACACUCACACCAUCACAGAUAACUUUGCAAAAAAGCAGCAGCAGAAGAAAUUCCAAGAGGAGGCAAUUCCAGCACUGAGGGAUAUUCCCAUCAGUGAAGUCAACAGGAUGUUUUUCUUCCCUGAAAAAGGGAUCUGCAAUAGCAGAUAGUUGUUACUAAAGUCUGUGUGAACUGAGAAUUAAUAAAACUUAAAGAGGGACAGUUAAAACCUCUCCAAGAUAAAAAUAAAAAUCCUUUCAGCUUUUUUCCCCACCCGUGAAUUUUUAAUUAAAUUUAUAUGAAAAAAUAUUAAAUUUUAUUUUUAUUAUUAUUAAUAUGGACCUUAAUACUCUGAAUUGCUGUGAGAAUUAUGCCCCAAUAAUUUAUCUGGUUAUUCUGUAAGAAUUUUAAAAAGUAGGUUUAAAAGUGUUCUGUUACUUGAAGCCUUCUGCUUGGACUUCCCCUCUGAGAGGGAAAAAAAAGCAGCUUUUGGACAGAGUUUAAUUCUAUUUCUCUUGGAAUUCAGGGAGAGAAAAUUUGUUUUGUGCAGUCAGACGCUUGGGGAUCUUUUUAAAGUAUUAAUUGGAAGUGUUUGUGUUGUAAAUAUAUUAUUUGCCUUUGUAAA
Molecule: messenger RNA, 1033 nt
Organism: Cyanistes caeruleus (blue tit)
Lineage: Eukaryota; Metazoa; Chordata; Aves; Passeriformes; Paridae
Gene: PIGP
Product: phosphatidylinositol glycan anchor biosynthesis class P
Biological process (GO): GPI anchor biosynthetic process
Cellular component (GO): endoplasmic reticulum
Molecular function (GO): phosphatidylinositol N-acetylglucosaminyltransferase activity
Source: RefSeq, a predicted model, not a curated record